AUGACCCCAUGGGGUCCGCCCGUGAUCAUAGAUGACACUGUCAUCAGUGAUCGUCAUAAUCGUCACUAUGCCGAUGCCUCCAUCAACUCUUUAUUUUCCGGUCACACGACCACUCUCUUUAUAGCAAAAGAUGUCAUAUUCUGCUUUUAUUGUUAUCUUUUCAAACCAAAUAGUGAAGAACAUGGUGGUGGUGAUUCUUUUAUUGAUGGAGGAUUCUCAAAUUGGAAAAAGAAAGAAAGGUUUCAAAUUCAUGUCGGGAAAAGUGGUAGUGCACACAAUCGAGCUCGGAUUAAGUAUGAGGCUUUUGUGAAUCAGAAACAAAAUAUUGAUUGUGUUCUCUUUAAGAAGUCGAAAAAAACAAAAGAUGAGUAUCGAAUUCGUUUGAAUGCGUCAGUUGAUUGUGUUCGAUUGCUACUACGACAAGGGUUUUCGUUUCAUGGACAUGAUGAAUCAGAAAAUUCAAGAAAUCAAGGAAAUUUUCUUGAAUUUUUGCAAUGGUUAUGUGAUCAUAAUAAAGAGAUUAAGGAUGUUUGUUUGAGUAAUGCUCCCGAAAACCUUCAGUUAACAUCACCUAAAAUUCAAAAGGACAUUGUGAGUGCUAUAGCAUUUGAAACACUUGAUGUUAUUAUGAGGGAUAUUGGUGAUAGGUUAUUUUCCAUUCUUGUUGAUGAAUCUCGUGAUGUAUCAGUGAAGGAGCAAAUGUCCGUUGUUCUACGUUAUUACCACAGCUCUUUGAAGAGGCUUGAAGUUGUUGAAUCAUUAAAUCUUGGUGAAAUCUCAAGUGGAAAGGGCCUUAAUCAAGAAACUACUCUUAAGCGACCUGGUGAUACUCGUUGGGGCUCUCACUAUAAUUCUUUACUUAACUUGAUUAUCAUGUUUUCUGCUACAGUUGAUGUUGUUGAGAUGAUUGCCACUGAUGAUACUAGUUGUGGAAAGCGAGGGGAAGCACGUAUUUUGUUGGGAUCUAUGUUGACAUUUGAUUUUGUAUUCAGUUUGCAUCUCAUGAAAAAGGUAUUGGGUAUUUCAGAUGAAUUGUCAAAAUCAUUACAAAUGAGAGAUCAAGAUAUUGUCAACGCUAUGAAAUUAGUGAAAAUAAGUAAAGAACGACUUCAAGCAAUGAGGGACAAUGAAUGGAAAUCAUUUUUAAGAACAGUUUCCUGCUUUUGCGAAAGGUACAAUAUUGAUGUUCCCAAUAUGGAUGAUAUGUUUAUACCUCUAGGCCGUUCACGGCGUAACACUCAAGAAAUUACAAAUCUACAUCAUUUUCAUGUGGAUUUCUUCUAUGCUAUCAUCGAUAUGCAAAUUCAAGAGUUGAAUGAUCGUUUCUCUGAGCCUUAA
Messenger RNA from Olea europaea var. sylvestris, 1338 nucleotides. RefSeq lists its product as uncharacterized. The record is from RefSeq and is a predicted model, not a curated record. The coding region runs from base 1 to 1338 and encodes 445 amino acids. NCBI's taxonomy places the organism in Eukaryota, Viridiplantae, Streptophyta, Magnoliopsida, Lamiales, Oleaceae. The transcript is spliced from 4 exons.